AUGGGGAACCGGAUAGGCGGGCGGAGGAGGGCGGGGGUGGAGGAGCGCUACACCAGGCCGCAGGGGCUGUACGAGCACCGGGACAUCGACCAGAAGAAGCUGCGCAAGCUCAUCCUCGAGGCCAAGCUCGCGCCCUGCUACCCGGGGGCCGACGACGCCGCGGGGGGCAACCUCGAGGAGUGCCCCAUCUGCUUCCUGUUCUAUCCAAGUCUUAACCGCUCAAAAUGUUGCUCGAAAGGGAUAUGUACAGAGUGCUUUCUUCAAAUGAAACCAACUCAUACUGCUCGGCCUACACAAUGCCCAUUCUGCAAAACCCCCAACUAUGCUGUUGAGUAUCGUGGUGUGAAGACAAAGGAAGAAAGGAGCAUAGAACAGUUUGAAGAACAGAAAGUCAUUGAAGCACAAAUGAGGAUGCGCCAGCAAGCACUUCAAGAUGAAGAGGAUAAGAUGAAAAGAAAACAGAGCAGGUGCUCUUCGAGCAGAACAAUCGCUCCAACAACAGAAGUGGAGUAUCGAGAUAUCUGUAGCACAUCCUAUUCAGUGCCAUCGUACCGAUGUACUGAGCAAGAAACUGAAUGUUGUUCAUCUGAGCCUUCAUGCUCUGCCCAGGCUAAUAUGCGGCCUUUUCAUUCUAGGCAUACUCGUGAUGAUAACAUUGACAUGAAUAUAGAGGAUAUGAUGGUUAUGGAAGCAAUUUGGCGUUCAAUUCAGGAGCAAGGAAGUAUUGGAAAUCCUGUUUGUGGUAGCUUUAUGCCUGUAAUUGAGCCACCCUUACGUGAACGGCAGGCAUUUGUUCCAGCUCCUCCUCUGGAAAUACCUCAUCCUGGUGGAUUUUCUUGUGCUGUUGCUGCUAUGACUGAGCACCAGCCACCAAGCAUGGACUUCUCUUACAUGCCCGGUAAUAGUGCGUUCCCAGUCUUUGACAUGUUCCGCCGACCGUGUAACAUUUCUGGUGGAGGCAUGUGUGCUAUAGAGAGUUCACCAGAUAGCUGGAGCGGAAUUGCACCAAGUUGCAGCAGGGAAGUGAUAAGAGAGGAAGGGGAGUGCUCAACCGACCACUGGUCGGAGGGUGCAGAGGCCGGAACAAGCUACGCUGGCUCAGACAUUGUGGUGGAACCAGGGACUAUGCCACUGUUGCCUUUCGCUGAAAAUUACAAUAUGGCACCAAGCCAAUUCCGCCCGGAGAGCAUUGAAGAACAAAUGAUGUAUUCCAUGGCUGUUUCUUUAGCAGAAGCUCAUGGUAGAACACACACGCAAGGGUUGGCAUGGUUGUAACACUGUGAUUUUGACGCCUCCUGCCUCCCCCCGUGCGCUGUCGUUGGUCUGCCACCCCUUCUGCUCCUUUUUGCCACCCCUGUGUACGGCUGUUUUGUUUCUCCUUUUUUGCAUGUGUUGCUUCAUGGUUUGAUAUAGUUCCAGCUAUAGCUCUCCAUUAUUAUUGCUUAUAUGUAUGUAAAAUGGAAUAUGAGGAAGAAAAAGGAAAGAAAAUCGGUCACAGUUCGUAAUGCU
Messenger RNA from Lolium rigidum, 1509 nucleotides. RefSeq names its product E3 ubiquitin-protein ligase GW2-like. The coding region runs from base 1 to 1275 and encodes 424 amino acids. NCBI's taxonomy places the organism in Eukaryota, Viridiplantae, Streptophyta, Magnoliopsida, Poales, Poaceae. The transcript has 8 exons. The record is from RefSeq and is a predicted model, not a curated record. Gene Ontology annotation, cellular component: cytoplasm.